Messenger RNA from Peronospora farinosa, 954 nucleotides. NCBI's taxonomy places the organism in Eukaryota, Oomycota, Peronosporomycetes, Peronosporales, Peronosporaceae. The record is from the annotation of a GenBank genome assembly.
AUGGUUGGUUGUACCAUGUACAGUGCGCUCGACUUAGUCGAUGGUUAUUACCAAUUGCUCAUGCGAGCUAGCGAUAUUCCGCUUAUUGCUGUUAGUACUCCGAGCGGUAUUCUAUGGGAGUGCCGUGCUGAACAUGGACGGUCAGAUAUUGAGAACCAUAUUGUUCAUUUACGAGCUGUGUUCGAGUGCAUGCGCACUAAUAAGCUAUUUGCUAAUUUAUCUAAGUGCAUCUUCGGGGCCGAAGAAAAGGACUUGCGUAAAUGGCUUGGCCUUGCCAAUUACUUACACAAGUAUAGCGAAAAUUACGCUGAUAUGGCUCGGCCAUUAUCCAAUCUCCUUGAAAAGGAUGUGGAAUGGUGUUGGCGUGCCGAACACGAAGACGUUUUUAAAGCGGUGAAGGCUAACCUUCUUCAUGCUCCUAUUUUGGCUUUGCCAGACCCUGACCGACCGUUUAGCGUCGUCUGUGACGCAUCGGACUUUGCCAUUGGCAGUGCUCUGUUACAAACAUAUGAUGAAGUCCGUGAGCGUGUGAUCGCUUUUAAAUCUCGCCAGCUGAAAGCUGCAGAAAAGAACUAUCCCGCUCAUGAAAAAGAGCUACUUGCGAUGAAGUAUUAUCUAGUCAAAUUCAGAUCGCCGCAUCUCUCGCAGAGAAUGGCCGGUUGGUUGUCAUUCUUUGCCGAAUAUAAUUUUGAGGUAAAAUAUAAGCCGAGCAAGCAAAAUGCUUUGGCUGAUGCGUUGUCACGCAGACCUGACUAUGAGCUUGCUCAUGUUACGACGUUUUCGUCUUCUAUUAUUGAUCUCGUUCGAUCGGUGUAUGCUAAAGAUGAUCAUUGUAUAGAGUUGCUACAUGCUCUUGGCAGUGAUGAGUUUAAAGACACGGACAUUAAAUUGUCGGCACGAUUAUAUGUGGCGGAUCCUCCGCGUACUGUAAUUCCUCACGAAGAGGACCUGUAG